Messenger RNA from Pseudomyrmex gracilis, 1154 nucleotides. RefSeq names its product glycine-rich cell wall structural protein-like. Bases 102 to 845 code for a protein of 247 amino acids. The transcript has 4 exons. NCBI's taxonomy places the organism in Eukaryota, Metazoa, Arthropoda, Insecta, Hymenoptera, Formicidae. The record is from RefSeq and is a predicted model, not a curated record.
GAGGAUAUAUAGAGGCCUACGCUAGUACGAUAGUAGAUCUCCGUGUUUCCGACACACACCGUGGUUUUUCUCCAAAAAAUGCAAGUAGCAACACCGGCAACAUGAAGUUGAUUCUUUUUGUAUCGAUUUUGUGCGGUCUACUUGCGUUCGACUGCAACGCGGCCGAAUCUCCGGAAUCGGUGUUGAUAACAAAAUUAACGCCAAUAAACGCAGACCGGACCGCGCGCGCAAAUGAUGAAGACAACACGAACGUUGCUCGGGGAGACUUGACUCCGUCUGCGAGCGAUCGAACAUUUCAUAUAACCAAAGACUAUCCGGGAUACCCCGGCGGGUCGUGGGGAGGAGGAUAUCCAGGCGGAUCGUGGGGAGGAUAUCCAGGUGGAUAUCCAGGCGGAUAUUCGGGAUCUGUUUAUCCUGGCACAUCGUAUCGCGGCAGCGGCCUGGUCCCAGGAUACAGGGGUUACCCCGGAGGAGGACUUCUUGGAUACGGAUAUUACGGUAACUAUCCAGGGUAUUCAGGAUACGGCGGUUACAGCGGAUACGGGGGUGAUUAUUACGGAAUAAGAGGCGGUGGUUACGGCGGUUACGGGGGUUCCGGGGGUUCCGGAGGUUACGGGGGUUCCGGGGGUUACGGAGGCUACGGAGGCUACGGAAGUUACGGCGGAUACGACGACGGAGGUUACGGACGUGGCGGUUACGGCCGUUACGACGGAUACGAUGGCUACGGAUACGGCACGAAUUACGGCUCGACGUACUCUGCAAGAAGUCCGUAUUAUCCGUACAGUUAUCGCGGCAGUACUUACGGCACCGUUGCUAAUCCGUCUGGAUACCGCGGUUACUCAUAAGCAUGCGUGUGCGUAAUAACGCAAAUAUCGAGAAUACUUUUUUUUUACAAAUUAACAUAUUUUUGCAUAAACACAAACACACGCAUACACGCGAGCGAAUCACUAGUUAUUAUUUACAGUCUUUUUUUUUAGAUUUUAAUACGUAAAACAAGCUUGUGUGUAUUAACUCCCCCUCCCCUCUCUCCUCGGUUCUCCUUUACGUCUCUUAUCUGAUACAAAUAUAUCACAUGUAAGAUCAACUUUUUGUAAUUUGUAUAUGUAACAAAGAUAUGCUAUGUUGAUAAAAAAAAAAUAUACGGGUGUAACACA